AUGCAAGGAAAUCCAACGUCUGGUGUUUGUUACACGGCUAUGGAUGAUAGGGACUUCACACCGGCUCCACACUGCGAUGGAAAACACGCUUCAUCUUCCGUCUUGGGGUCGCCACGAUGCGUGUUUUGUGGAAUGGACUCAUCUGCCAAGUUUGGCCAAGGCAAACUUGUCCGAUUUCGUACAUCACGCUCCCCCUCGCGUCUACCGGAAUGGUACACGGAGCUGAAGUCUCACCCACCAGCUCUCAGGCGAGCUCUGUCAUGGAAACUGAAUCAGGCAGCCUCUGAACAAUCUAUUCUCUGCACACUAAACCUACCUCUUACACCUUCUGACCACUUGGUUGGUAAUCACUGUGCAUUAGAUGCAUGUAGACGUCUGCAAGAGGGUAAAAUUUUAGAACCUGACGGUAAGCCCAUUUUGAGUGGCCUUCCAAAUGCCUUCUCCGACUCUGAAGGCAGACCUUUCGGUUACAUCGAUGAGCUUCGUGAAAUUGGAUGGCCAUCUUCGGGUGGAUCUGGUGAGAAGCUUGUCCUGGAGAAUUUGCUUAUUGCCUGUGCUCCACGGGAAGGAGGGGAGGGAAGUUGGCUAUACGCCCAUCAUUGCUGUGCUUCGUGGUCGGACGGAGUUAUAAUGAACGACCAAAUGGCUUUUGAGGGUGUUGAGGAAGCCGCUGUAAAGGCCAUGAAAGUGGAGUGCGCACUGUGUAGACGCUUCGGUGCCAGCAUUUCCUGCCGGGCUGAAGGUUGUCCUCGAAGUUUCCACUUUCCUUGUGCUGUGGGCGCUGGUUGUUUUGAGGAGAUUAAAACUCUGACAAUAUUUUGUCCCUCUCACUUGGACCUUGUACCAUGUCUAGGGGAAAAUGUUACUCCAUGUUUGGUAUGUGGUCGACUGAAUGACGUAACGGAAAUGAUCUUUUGUACCAGUUGCGGCAAUCACUUCCACAAUCCUUGUCUUGAGCCACCACUGAUGCUGAGUACAACUGUUCGUGUUGGAUGGCAGUGUCCUGAAUGCAAGACUUGUCUUAUUUGCAGUGAAAGCAAGGACGAAACAAAAAUGGUUAUUUGUGAUGUCUGCGACAAAGGCUUUCACACAUACUGUUUGAAGCCUCCUGUUGCGAAUAUACCCAAAAACGGCUUUAAAUGCGAACGUUGCCGCAUUUGUAUGGAUUGUGGUCUCCGUCGCUUCUUUUCAAAGGGUUUUGGUGCUCCUCUAGAAACGGAAAGCCUUGAACAGUCGAACGGAGGCUCGGGCGGGGCCGCAACGCCAAAUCCUCCGCUGGUGUGGCCGAGUCGUCGGUGCAACGGAUGCCGACGAAUGGUCCAUUACGAUUGUGAUCCAGUGGGUCAGUCCUCCCUCUCCUCCCCCCACUCUUCAUCCUCUCCCUCCCUCGGCACUGCUCCCGCUGGUGGCGCGGGAGGAGGUGGCGUUGUCGGUUGUGGCGCUAUGGGAAGCGAUGAUACUGCAGGCUCUCAGACCACCACCGGCUGCGGCGGCGGGAGCUACUUCUGUCCCUCCUGUAGGAAUCGGGAUUCAGCUACACCCAGUGAGGUCCUUUCGGCCACUGCCAGUCUUCGUACAAGUCCCUUUGCUGGUGGUGCUGGCAGUAGCGACAUGGGUGACGCUAACUCAAUUGUCGCUAGCGCCAGUCCCUCCCUUGCAGACGAUCUUCAUCCCCAGGUCCCCCCCUCCUCGGUCACCGUGCCGAAUAGAGGGCCAUCAUUCAUCGGCGGCAAUGCUGAUUCCACCUCCACUACCCCAACGACAGAUCCAGGCAAGCAGACGAGCUCUCUCACCACGGAUUCCCUUGUGUCACCUACGGUCAGUCUGCUUAAAUCUCCCCGCGGCGUUGGAGCAGGGGGAAGUGGGACCAUGCGCACCCACAGGGCAGUGGGACGGCCUCCAGGCAGUCUAACCAAGUCCAAAUCGGUCUCGGCGAGCAUGAGCGAAAUGGCAAGGAAAAGUAUCAAACUGGACCAUAACGAUUCGUGCAAACCUCUCUCGAAGCUCUCCAGCAAUGUUCCAACGACGCUGAACCCUUACUUCACUUCAUCAAAGCCUCAGAUUGCGAAGACAGUGAAUGCCAAGCGUUCCUUGAGCAAUGCCAUGGCCAAUUUGGCCAGUGGUGGUGGGACACGCUCUCGACGCUCAAAGAAUCGCAAGGCCGUUGCUGAUGUGAUUAAAAUUAUCCCACAGUCGCGUAUGCUCCCUCCGAGUCAUGAGAAAGUGCAUCCACAAUCGCCUUCACCUGGCGCGUUUAUCCCACCGAUACACUUAAUCCAAACGGAGUCCAAACAUUCAGCACAUCAUUUUAGUCGCGAUCCCCCGUUGACUCUGACACUACGCUUCAAAAAACGUGGACGUCCAAGCAAGAUAGACAGGAAACAGCAGCAUCUCCUCUCUCACUGCUCGCCGGAUUCUGAAAAUUGCGAGUCAAAGUCCAGCUCCGAGAAGGACGACCAUCCGAGUACGGUGGUGAUUAGCCUCAAAGACGACCGUUUUAUGCUGGAGCAGGAUAUGUGUACAACCUGUGGUUCUUUUGGAACUGGCCCUGAUCCGAUCAUACCCUGUGCUCAGUGCGGCCAAUGUUUCCACAUUUUUUGUGGGGAUUUGAGUCGCGUCUCUCGAACCGUGCUUGAGAAGGGCUGGCGUUGCCUGGAGUGCACUAUCUGUGAGGGAUGCGGUCGAGCCACGGAUGAGAACCUCCUUCUGCUCUGUGAUGACUGCGACAUCAGUUAUCACACCUUCUGCCUCAAUCCACCCCUCAAGGAGGUGCCCAAGGGUAACUGGAAGUGUACCAACUGCGUUUCCUGUCUGCAAUGCGGUAGACGAUCGCCCGGUACCAACUGUGAAUGGUCCUCGAACUAUACGCAGUGCGCUCCCUGUACCUCUACCACCACUUGUCCUGCCUGCACUCUGCCUUACCAUGAUGGUGAUCUUCUGAUUAAAUGUGCUGAAUGUGAACGUUGGUCUCAUGCUGGAUGUGAUCAAAUACGCACUGAAGAGGAAGUUGAUUUCGUCGUCGAUGGUGGGUACACAUGUGCCCUCUGUCGGGAGCACGGAUCUCCCUAUGGGUUGGGUCACCAACAGUUGUUGAACUUUCGUACUACACAUGAUACCUCUAUCCCCUUUCUGUCUACCUGGCGAUCUGAAGGUGGUGAUCCUUACUUUGGGGAGAGGCUGCCACCCGGACUUGGAUCAGCUGGCUCCUCGACUACACGGUCUGAUGACGAACAGGAUUCGCCUGAUCCGAAGUUAUUUUUCAUGGAUGGUGUCGUGCUUAGUCGAACUGGUCUGAAUACGAUCCGCAGAGCAAUGGUGAAAGGGCAGCCGAAGCGACCACCUGCUGUUCCGCGCCAGAAAAACCCUCAAGCUUCUGCAACUGCUACUCCAGACGCCCAUUCCGCUGUGGACACUGCUCCGCCGUCUGUGUACACUCCAAUGGAUGAAGAAAUCAGCCAACACUCAGGUGCAGACGCCGACUCGGAGUUCACAUCAGCCAUCUACAGGGAGAUAGCCAAGUCACCACGAAGUGUGAUCUCGGAGGAGGACACGGUUCAUGGCGGUGGUGCAACUGGCGAUUCGAGCUCCACUGCAACAGGCGGUGCCGCUCCCUCUCUCCUCCCCACCGAUUCUUCCUCUUCUGUGGUCUCAAAUGUCGCCACUGUUGCUGCUGCUACAAUCAUGAACGCACCUUCAGCUAGCAAAAAAACCAAGGCAAACGCUGGGGUAUCGCGACGUCACCUCAAUCUUGGCCAAAAACUUGUCUGGGAAUUGGCAAUACUUGGUGCCUUUCAGACAAAGAAAUCGCAGCUGGCAUCAACAGGUGUGCAGGGUGCUCCAAAGGUGCCAGGCGCACCUCCGCUCAUCGGCAAGAAGCGGCGUCCCAACAGGAAGAAGUCUGAUUUGGAGGAAAGCUACCCUGAAUACCUGAUGCAAGCUUUCUACGGUGAUAAGUUGCUCUCCUCGGCCUCCAGUGACGCCACUGCAGCUGGCGCGAUGGCUGCCGUUAUCGGGAAGAAACGACGUCGCAAGCCCUCUACCUCUUGCCAAGUGGGGACUGGAAGUCGAAAUGGAGCUAUAUCCUCUGGUGAACAAUAUCAACUGGGAGAAUCGUCGAACUUAAGGAGAAUGACUGAUGCCUGGAGUCGUUCUGCCCAAUCUUCGAAGAUAGCGAGCCCACGGAGUGGUUUGGCCUCGCCCAUUCCGUGCUCAAGCGGUCGAACAAAUCUCUGGUCCGGCGAGUCGCCCUUCACUGCGAGUGCGGCAGCCAACGCUGAUGACCUUUUGGAGGAAGAUGCCCUCGCUGAUGAGGAGGAGUACGGCGAGGACGAGGGUACAAUGGACAGCUUUGAGGAAGAGGGUAGGGAAGAAGUGGACGAGGUCUUCAAUGUACCCUCAACUUCCACCAAUGUGGGAGGCGACGCUGCCAAAUCUCGACCGCUGCAAUCGCCCACUCCAAAACCGAAGCUACAAACGCGCCCAGUUGAAUCUGCCUCCCAAUUGCAAACUAGCUUCGAUGAUGUGAAUGAUUACAUGCUCGUUGAUGACUUCUUGAACUUGGCUGGUAACUUUGCCAGCACUUCUGACGCUACACGUCCUGCUUCCGUGUCCUCGAGUGCAUCAAUUACUGCUGGCCCUACAUACAGCGAGUCAUCUUCACUGAAACAACGUCUUUCCGUUCCGCAGGGCUCUCUGUCAAUGAACGCUUUUACUGAUCAACCACAACGGCCCUCUCAACAAUUCGUUUCCGCAUCCGAUCAAAAAUCCACCGCUGACUCGCCGCCUAGGUCAAUUUCGGAUGUAAGUUAUCAACAACAGCAAUUGCAAAGUCGGCCAAUAUUUUCUGAUGAAAGCCAGGCUAUCCCCUCACCAAGAUCGCAGGAUAUGCAGCAGGCAUCACAACAACAGUCUGUUAAUUCGACCUCUCUUGCACAAGUUCAGCAGUCUCAACCAGAAUCUCAACUCCUGCCGGAAUUGAGUGCUCUAGACAUCGAAUCGCAGCUGAUUGAAUUCGAAACCACCGGCGGUGGUGGAAGCGGCGGCAGUGUUGGUCUCCCCUCCGAGGGCACAUCGCCCCCACCACCACCGACGCCCCAGCCUGGCCUACUUUCCAAGGCGGAACCAAUGCAGACUCAGGUGUCUGCACCAUCCCCCUUCCCUCUCCAGAGCGAGGGCCAGUCUGUGAUUCCAAAUUACCCGCCUCGCACCCCCCAGUAUCCUCCUCGAGGAAUGCUGCCUCAACAACAGCAACAACAACGCGCCCAGUUUUACCUUCAACAGCAACAGAAUUUCUCUGGGGCUAUGGUAGAUCCUAGUGUACCACAACCACCCCCACCUCCACCUUAUCCAGGAUCGAGGCCACCUGUGGGAUGGAGACAACCUCUACCGCAAAGGUAUGCUCAAUUCCAAUCGCAAACGACCUAUAUGACAGCGAGCCAGCAGCAACAGCAACAGAGGUUCCAGGCGGCAGCAGUGUAUCGAGGAAUGCCUCCGAGCCUUAUGCCACCAUCAAGUGGAUCAGGAGCGCUGCCACUAAAAUCGCGACAGUCUCCGCUACCCGUCCCAUACGAUCCUACACAUAUGGGUUCUGAAGGUGGUAUACUUAUAAAUCAGCAACUCAAAACAAUGCUGCGGCAGGACAUGAGCCCCAGGCGACCAGUUGAUAUGCAGUUAGGAGGCGGGGGUGAACAGCCAAUAGUCUCUGAAGGCAUGGCCCCAUCAAUGCUUCCUAUUCCACUCACACAAGUGGCCCCUGGUGCAGGCUGUCUGGAGGGCGCAGUUGGUGGUGGUGACAGUAUGACCGGUAGUGGUGGCAGCGGUGCUGUUGGACCGGUCAAUCGACGCGUCAACUACGAGAAGUGGGAAGAUGAAGAACGGCUGGGUGACAGGUCGACUAUUGCACCAGUUCUCUACGCUAAUAUUGUACAUCCAGAACUGAAAACCCAAUGGCCUGAUCCACGUGCCAGAGCUCGUGAAAUUCAAAAACUCUGGCGUCGUUUGCCUUCAGAAAACCGCUCACAAUUCGUAAAUCAAGCACGUGCUAAUAAGACACAGUUUCGGGCUAGCUCGAAUGCUCUUUCACCUCGCGGUGGCAGCAGCAGCAGUAGUAGUGGUGUCGGGACUGGCGUUCAGCCAUCUCACACCCACACCCAGCAUCCGUUGAUGCAAACUGGUGGUGGUUCAGCAGCAUCCAUUGGUGCACCUAUUCCUUUGCACAUCUCAGGAAGUGGUGCAAUUUCCCAUGUCUCGCCCCCCUUUCCCCCCAGCUGUCCUCCUCCGGGUACUCCUGGUUCGACUCCGAGCGGCGGUCGUAGUUCAAGUAGUAGUUUGGAGCAGGCCCGUGGGGGCACACCAAUUCUCUCAAACUACGCUCAAUCACCCACGUCUGUGCGUCACUCGCAGUCGUUUCAACAACCGGUGCGUCCCUCUCCGCAUCAUCAGUUAAUGCAGGGACAAACGCUUCCUCCUUCUACGCCAACUCCAGCACAUCUCUCACCCUCAUCACAAGUCAUACGUCAAUCACCACUCCCAAAGACUUCGACUUACCCUGGAGACCAACGCCCCAGUGAAUCCGAUCAAACGUCUAUGGCCAUGGUACCCUCAGAGGUGGGUGUUAGUGUUCGUGCUGCUAUGGAGACCUCUGGAAGUGUUCCUUCCUCACACCAGCCAAUUCAAAGGCCAUCUUCAUCGACACCAGUUGCUGUAUCAGAAGACCAAGUGACGGAAGUGCAGGGGCCGCCGAGUACACUCUUUCUACCCCAGCCACCUCUGCAAGCUCGGGAUCCUCCCUCUGUGUCUGCUUCGCAGCCUUCCCCUUCACUAUCUCCUAGUUCAUUGCUUGGUGGGAGUGUGCGCAGAGGUGGGCCUACUUCUCUGCCACCGCCACCCUCUCACACUGCAGAGCCUUCCUCGCCUGCUGCGAUGUCGUCUUCGCCUUAUCAGCAUCAAAUCCUCACUUCUGCGAACACACCUCUAGCAUCUACUCCUGAUCACUCAAUGUUGGCACAACCGUCAUCGACACUGGUCCAACAACAGGGAGCUUACUUGCCACUUCCGCCUCCUCCUCCGCCUCCGCCUCCUCCUCCUCCUCCUCCACCCCCACCACCACCGACAUGGCCGCCAUCGGGCUUCGUGGGGGUAACGUCGCCCCUACCUUCGCCACAUCAGCACCCACGCUGGUCACCUGGUGGUCAUCCCUCCCCCCUAUCUCCUGCUCCUACAACACAGCAACAUCAACAGCACCUCCUGUACCAGCAAAGACAGCAACAACAACAACAACAACAACAGCAGCAGGAGAUGAUGCAUCACCAUCAUUUCCAGCAACAGCAUUAUAUGUCAUCUCCGCGGUCUCUACCUCCUUCCUAUGGAACUACGCCGAUGAUGCAGCAGCCGCCGACACCAAUGCCGCAGCAAUAUGGUGGAGUUCAUGUUGCACCGCAUCCACCAGCCCCCGCAGUCUCACAAUCGCAAACACUGCCACUACCUCCGCCAAUUUCACAGUCAGCGGGUCCAUCGCCGGGUGAGAGGGAGCGUCAGAAGCUACGGGAAAUCCUUGCAAAGAAGGUGAACCAAAGAAAGCUGUCUGCUGCAGCUCAGCAACAGCAACAACAACCAAUAGUGAGCAGUUCGCCUACUACUACAUCCUACCAACAACAGCAUCAGCAAGCACAAUCCGUCUCCACCCUGCCGCAACCAGCUCAGCCUCAGCAACCUCAGCAGCAGCAUUUGCACCAGCAACAACAACAACAGCAGAAAAUCUACUCACACGCGAGUUCUUCCUACUCUUAUUCGCGACAACAAAUUCGUGUGUCUCAUUCGACACCUCAACCGCCUUUAUCGACUUCAGCGAGCAGCGGUGGUGGUAGCAACGCUGGAGGCAAUGCCUUUUUCCCGGGCUCCCCACCGCCUCAGCAACAUCACUCCUCCAGUGGGUUUGCGCGUGCCUCUCCCUCUUUUGAGUCAGGCUUUGCGCUGCAACAGAUGACUUCGCGUGGCAGCAGCGCCACUAGCAGUGUAGUCCAAUCGCCUGCAGUCUCAACCUCGCCUCCGGUGGUCGUCUCGCCUUCCAACACCUCGAUUCCACUAUCUCUCUCUUCACCCCCUGUUCUUCCUGCUUCGUCGACGCCUGCCAGUCAUCAUCAGGAGGCUCCACCCCAUCCACCUCCUCCACCCUAUCAACUUGCCACAUCUACUCCAUCCAUCAUGGAGUCUCCUCAUGCUCAAGCACAGUCACAACCAUCAACACCGGUCAAGUCCUCCUCCGCUUCGAUUGCAACACCAUCCUCCGGCAUGGAAGAGGCGGGUUUCGAACCACCUGUCAUCUUCAGUCGGGUCGUAGGUGUCGGUGCUAGCAAAGAUCGGCCGCGUUUCAUUCCACAGCAGCAGCCGCAGCAACAACAACAGCCUUCAAUGGAGGUAGCUGAAGAAAUGUCAGCUCCGCCGCCACUGCCACCGCCGAUGGCAUACGCGCCUAGAAUGCAGGACCAACAUCAGGAGCAAUUAAUGUCUCAUUCCAUGGGUCAGGCCCAAUUCGAGACGGAGCAUCAGUACCACCCUUCUCCGUCCCCAGCUGAGGUACAUCAACAGGCACCACAGCCAAAGCCACUGCAGCAGUUCUAUGCGACGCAGGCGCAUCACCAGUCUCCAACGGGACCAGUUCCUCCGCAAACUCUGUCAAAGUCACAUCAGGACGAUGCCUCGACCAAUGUGGCCUCAGAUUCGGCUUCCACUAGUGGCUGUUACUCAGGAGAUGCCGAAGUUGUCAGUGGUGGUGGCGGUGAUGGUGUUAGUAGUUACCCUGACUGUCCUGCGCAGUAUUUGAUCUCAGAGAGUCAGCCAACGCAUUACAAUGUCGGUUUUACGCCGCCUUCAUAUUCGAGGUUGCGGCAGCCAAUGCCCACCACUGUGUGUGCUUCUCCUCCUCUUGCUACUGCCGGCAGAGUUGACUAUCAACAGUCUGUCCCAGUGCAUCCCUCAAGCCUGUAUGAACAGGUACCGCCUCAACAGAGGCAGUCGUAUAUGCCUGCACAGGCUCCACAGUAUAGUCCUUACAGUGUACCUCCCCAAUCGCCCUAUCCUGGUCAUCAUCCCCCACAUCCACCGCCACCUCCUCAUUCCGACUCGGCAGGACACAUGGGUCGUGGUGCGGAUCCGCUUUCUCACCCUGGUAGUAUGCAGUAA
Echinococcus granulosus is the source of this 9180-nucleotide messenger RNA. Its product is annotated as Histone-lysine N-methyltransferase MLL3. Bases 1 to 9180 code for a protein of 3059 amino acids. Gene Ontology annotation, biological process: positive regulation of transcription by RNA polymerase II. Gene Ontology annotation, cellular component: MLL3/4 complex. Gene Ontology annotation, molecular function: histone H3K4 methyltransferase activity; histone binding; transcription coactivator activity. Lineage: Eukaryota; Metazoa; Platyhelminthes; Cestoda; Cyclophyllidea; Taeniidae. The record is from RefSeq and is a predicted model, not a curated record. The transcript is spliced from 29 exons.